Trichogramma pretiosum is the source of this 716-nucleotide messenger RNA. It is a transcript of the gene nmdyn-D6, whose product is annotated as nucleoside diphosphate kinase 6. Gene Ontology annotation, molecular function: nucleoside diphosphate kinase activity. Bases 168 to 716 code for a protein of 182 amino acids. The record is from RefSeq and is a predicted model, not a curated record. The transcript is spliced from 3 exons. Gene Ontology annotation, biological process: UTP biosynthetic process; CTP biosynthetic process; GTP biosynthetic process. NCBI's taxonomy places the organism in Eukaryota, Metazoa, Arthropoda, Insecta, Hymenoptera, Trichogrammatidae.
UUUCAGACCAACAGGCGGAGGCUUUUGACAAUUGUCGCGCGGUCCACGCGACGGCAUGCGUUCCGUUUAAAAACCUGCUCUAUCGACUACCAUAAAUAUGGUUUAUUAUAAGAUCGAGCUGCUCUUGAUAAUGAAUUGAUUGUCUGUGACAAAAAAAUAUUAGAAAAAUGACAACUAAAAAGCCAUUCCAAUUGACCCUUGCGAUUUUAAAACCCCACGUCGUUAAAAAUCCAUUUGCUCUGCAGAAUAUUAGAGAAAUGAUUUUGUCUAAUGACAUUAAGAUUGUGAGGACACAGAGAACCAUUAUCAAUCAAAAACUUGCUGAAAAAUUUUAUGAAGAACACAAAGGAAAAUUUUUUUAUAAUAGACUUACUACUUUUAUGAGCAGUGGACCUUCCGAUAUUCACAUACUUACUGCUCCAGAUGUGAUAGCCAAAUGGCGAAAACUUUUAGGGCCUACAAAAUGUUAUCAAACUCAAUUCUCAGAUCCAAAUACAAUUAGAGGCAUGUUUGGCUUAUCUGAUACUAGAAACGCUGGCCAUGGAUCGGAUUCUGAAGAAUCAGCAGCAAGAGAAAUAUCUGUAUUUUUCAGUGACUUUAAGAUAAAAGAUUGGUAUGAAAAUGAAGAAAUACAUUUUGAAACAGGGAACUUGAAAUUUGAUGAAGAUUUGUUUGUUCAUCUCAUAAAUAAAAAUAUAGUGGGUGACUCAAAAUAA